Molecule: messenger RNA, 1045 nt
Organism: Pollicipes pollicipes
Lineage: Eukaryota; Metazoa; Arthropoda; Thecostraca; Pollicipedomorpha; Pollicipedidae
Product: popeye domain-containing protein 3
Exons: 8
Coding region: 125-1045 (306 amino acids)
Biological process (GO): regulation of membrane potential; heart development; striated muscle cell differentiation
Cellular component (GO): sarcolemma
Molecular function (GO): cAMP binding
Source: RefSeq, a predicted model, not a curated record
UACUCCAAUGCGCGGAUGCGCGUUUGGCGUUGCGCAGGUUGUAGUGUGAAGCUUUGGGAGCGAGCAUGGGUCGGAGGUUGAAGGAUUUAUGGAGAUUGAUGCAUGGCUCUGAUUCGACAAUCUGAUGCUCAUCACUAUGACUGAUGCUGGCAUGGCCAUGUGGGAGAAUACAACAGAAGCCCAUGUGGCUGGAAACAGCACAGAAGCGGACGGAGCGGGCUGCCCGCUCUGGGCCGAGCCGCAGCACCUGCUCUUCCAGCUGGCCAACGGCUGCUUCCUGGUGUCGUACGUGUCGCCUAACUCGCAGCGCGGUCUGCUGGUGCUGCAUGCUGUGCUCAUUCUGGGCUUCUUCCUGUACUCGAUGUGGGGCUGGAACGUCAUCUGCGCGCCGGACAUCUUCACCUGGAACUUCCUGUUCGUGCUGCUGAACAUGGGCCAGGUGCUGCACAUCAUCUACCAGAUGCGCCCGGUCAAGUUCGACCAGGAGCUGGAGGAGCUCUACAAGACGCUGUUCGAGCCGCUGCGGGUGCCGCGCCUGCUGUUCCGCAAGCUGGUGAGUCCGGAGCACGCCCAGCUGGUGACGCUGCACGCGGGCGAGGCGUACGCCCUGCAGAACCUGACGCGCACCGACCGACUGGGCGUGCUGCUGGCCGGCAAGUGCAACGUGCUCGCCGACAACAGCUUCCUGCACAGCAUCGGGUCCAACCAGUUCCUCGACAGCCCCGAGUUUGAGUCGACCAAGGCCACCGCCGAGAGAAGUUUAAGGUGCGUGGCCAUCAUCGCUGCCAGUCAGUGCCGCUACAUCUUCUGGCACCGCUCGGCCAUCGAGUACCUGUUCGUGAAGGAGCCCUACCUGGCCACCGUCCUCUCGACCAUGAUCGCCCGCGAUAUCACCACCAAGCUCUACUGCAUGAAUCACAAGGUGGUGACGGGGCGCGGCUCGGCGCUCGACAUCCGCCUGCCGAGCAUCACCUCCUCGCUGAGCUCGUGCGACGCGCGCUCGCCGCGCACUCGCGCUGUCCGCUCCCGCGCGCCUGCUGAUUAG